GCGUAUGCAGUCGAGAUACCACUUAUGGGGCUAGCUCUCGGUACUGUAAUACUGAGGGUGUGGUCAAGGUUUGCUGUAAAUGGCAGACUCGCUGCUGAUGAUACGCUCAUCCUUCUUGGAACGGGCUGCGCGGUCACACGUACAGUCAUAUCCUGCAUCAGUGCCGAUGACCUCCUGGGCUACGAUAGAAAAGGCCCCGACGAAGCACGCGAGGUGCUGUACUAUCAGCACAUCUUCGAACGUCGGCUCGCCUACCUCUUCGCCGUAACACUUAUCCGCCUCUCCAUACUGGCUUCGUAUCUGCGCAUCUUCCCACCAACCUUGCUGAUCCUUCGGCGGUGUAGCUAUACGCUUUUAGUGCUGACCAUCGUACUAUUUGCGGCUGUUCUGAGCGUGCUGAUCGUGUCUUGUUCCGACAUCUACAAGCUUUGGACAUCAGACUGGCGCACCUUCACUGGCUCGCAGUGUUUCAGCUCCGCCGUGUAUAGCUAUACCGCCGCAGUGGGUGAUUGUGUUACCGAUCUCUGCAUCUUCGUCCUUCCGGUGCCGUUCGUGCUUUCCCUGAGCCAGGUGCGAGUGCGACAGCGACUUACACUGGUCAUUGUGUUUGCAUUGGGGGUCAUUGUCUGCGGUGUUGCUCUUGUACAGGUUCCGUUCAUCGUGCGAAGAGAGAAGCAAGGGACGUAUUUCGGUCCUGCGAUCAACAUGCUUGUUGCUAUUCAAAUCAGUCUUGCGAUUGUUGCUGCGAGCUUGCCGGAUCUUAGGGCGUUGGUCAAGCGC
Molecule: messenger RNA, 780 nt
Organism: Macroventuria anomochaeta
Lineage: Eukaryota; Fungi; Ascomycota; Dothideomycetes; Pleosporales; Didymellaceae
Exons: 3
Source: RefSeq, a predicted model, not a curated record